GAUGUGGAGCGUAUUCUGAAUCUAGUGGGAGAAAUGGACGCUGAAAUAUAUCCUAUUUUUAAACAGGAAUUCCAAAAGAGUUCUCUGCUUCAGGUCGGUUUGGAGGAGAGAAGGCUAAAGCUUGUCAGAGCUAGAGUACUGCCUGAACGAAUCCAGGCAUUGUCCAACCAGAUUGAAGAGUUUCUGGGUGGAUUAGAUUCCUCAAGUUCAGAUAAGCAAAGUGAUGGUCAGAAACUCCACCAGGAGCUUGGUCAUUCUCACACUCAGGUUCAGAUGAAGCUUGAGGAGUAUGAAACUGUUCUCAAUCUAUUUUCUAAACUUUUAGGACAUAUAUCCCAGAUUGAAACAAUGUGUACAAGUUAUCAGGAAUCUACAAGAAAGCAGGGAACACCCAGACAUGUACAAGCAGCCAAAGCAGCCUUACAGGAACUUAAUGACUGGAAACUGAAUCUGGAAUCUGAAGAAAAAUCUGCAAAUAAAUAUUUAGAAGCUGUUUUUAAGGAAGUACGUACUCUAAAAACAAACCAACAGUUUCAGCCCGAUCUAGAGUUGCUUGCUAAACUUCAGAGUCAACUUAUUCUAGCUGCUGAAACAUUGUAUGCUGAAUACAAGACACUGUUUACAGAUAAUCUUGGGUUUUGCGAGUACACUGCUGUACAGCGUGAACUCUGUCUAGAGAUCGAUCAGCUGAUUAGACUGGUAAAAACAAAACUGUUGGUAACAGAGAACAUAUCUUCGGUGGGAGCUCUAGAUACUGUGUUAAACCCCCUACUGGAAAGAAUAAGCAUAACUGAAUCAAAAGUGCAGGAGAUUACGAGAAAAGGAGAAACCCUAUUGUUGACCAAUCAUGGAUCUGCUGUGGAAUUGGGGCAAUCCCAACUUCAAGACAAGUGGGCUGGUCUGGAAGCUCUACUGAGUGAACAGAAACAAAAACUGGCAUCUGCUGUUCUCUACUUUUCUCAUAUAGAAAAAGCUGAAAACUUUAUUAAACAGUCAACAACACGUAUCCUUCAUUGGUCUAAUGAAGUGACAGGGCAAAAGUGUAUUGAAAGAUGCAGUGAACUUGUGAAGGAGAUUGAAAUGUAUAUAAAAAGGGAAAAGCAAGUUCAGGAUGAUAAUAUAACCAAGAUGACUGCUUUGGCGGGAAAAAUCUACGGAAACGACGCCAUCUUGCGGAUAAAGAGCUUACACAUGGAAACCAACGAGGCUUUCACCGGAAUUCAGGCACUUCGGCAGAAAUUUCUGGGAUUAGAGGAAUCACUGAAAAGAGAGAAAAAGGAGGAGGAGAGGGUCCGAAAAUUGAAAGCUGAAACAGACAAAAGAAUAGCAGCUGCCGAGGAGGCUGCCAAAACAGCUAAAAUUGAGGCUGAAGCAGCAGCAGCAGAAAAAAGAGCUGUUCAACACCUCAAGGAAAAGGAAGCUGCUGUAAGACGGGCUGCUGCAGAAGCAGAAAAAGCAGCAAAAUUGAAAGAAAUGAACGAACUAGAGCAAUUAAGAAGAAAAGAGAAGGAGUUGGAAAUUAGAGAAAUUAAAUUACGUAAUGAAGAAGAAUUAAGAAAAAAAGAAGAGGAGGUAAGAAUUAGAAUUGAAAAAGAAGAAUUAAAAAGAAAGCAAAGAGAAGAAGCCCCUCCUCGCCCUCCUUCCCCUGUAGGAGAUCCUCCACCUGAACAUGUUCCCCCAGUCUUCCUCCAUCUACUACAGGAUAAGGUUGAACUAGCGGGAACUAGAUGUAUAUUAAGUGCCAAGGUGUCAGGUGUGCCUCUGCCUAUCGUUACAUGGUUCAAG
This is a messenger RNA of Eurytemora carolleeae, 1785 nucleotides long. RefSeq names its product reticulocyte-binding protein 2 homolog a. NCBI's taxonomy places the organism in Eukaryota, Metazoa, Arthropoda, Copepoda, Calanoida, Temoridae. The annotation marks the transcript as partial. The record is from RefSeq and is a predicted model, not a curated record. The transcript is spliced from 21 exons.